AUGGCUGACAGGAGAAACCCAAAUAAAGCUGUGACUGGACAGAGUGGGAUAUCUGCCGAAGAGCUGCUGCUGGAUAUACUGGAAGAAGAAGGUGGCACAAAAGAAGAGGAAGAGCAAAACAGAGAGGUAGAAGUCAGCAUUAGACAACCAUCCCCAGAAGGACCUGAUGGUGCCAAGUUACCAUCCAAAUGCUGUUCUUAUACUUUUAGGAGAAAUAUCCCCAUUACUACAAUUGACUCCUACAUAGAGACAAGCGUGGAAUGCCCCAAACCUGGAGUCAUUUUUGCCAUCAAGACAGGUCUUCGUAUCUGCGUGGAUCCUCAGCUGAGCUGGGUGAGGAGUGCCAUGAAAGCAGUCGAUGAGCGUGAUCUAUACAAAAAAAAUGAACAUCGCGGUCAUGUGUUGUUUUAACCCAACAAGUUGGGUUAUUUGUUUAACCCAGCAUGCUGGGUUGCUUUUAUGAUUUAAAAUUACUAUACUGCUGAACCCAAAUUGAGCUAGAAAUUAAACCUACAAACCUUGCUCAUUUUAAAAUCCCUUUUACACACACACAGAAUGACUAUCAAAAUGUAAAUAUUAAUUUAAAGAAAACAGUCAAAAGUAACAUGCAUGUAAGAAGAAAUGCUGAAAAGUAUGAAGCAUUUGUUGAAUAUAUCUUAAGAUCAAAUGUAACGUUUGUGGUAAAUUUUGUCAUAUACAUUUUUUUUUCCAAAAAGCUAUUACCGUAAUUCCUCAAAUAAAAGCCAGGGCCUUAUUUACCUGAACUGCAAAAGGUAACAGGCUUUUAUUGGAGGCAGGCCUUUAUUUCUAAUUCCAUCUGUUUGAUAAGUAAUUGUUUUGAAUAAACCGCUUUAAACUAAAAGCGAUAGUGUUCCAGUGGACAGAGAUCAUAACAUUAGCACAGAAUCUGUUCAGAAUCAGUCACCAAAAGAAUCAGUUCGGUUCAGACGUGCUCUGUGUUAUUCUGCUCCACGCGUGUUCGUUCGUUAUUUGCCCCUGAUGAUUAUCCACACAAAUUUACCCCCGGCCUUUAUUUAAGACUAGCCUUUAUUUGUCUGUGUUGACUACGCCCCCGGCCACUAUCAGAGGCCCGGCAUUUAUUUGACUACCGGUUUUAAUUUGAGGAAUUACGGUAUACAAUAAUUGCAAAUAGUACAAUAGUUUUGUAAACUUCUUUACAAAACUAUUCUGGCAUGACAGUAAAUAAACCUCAACAUUAACACUGAUGUUAUAACAUUUAUCAGAAACAUGUGAAAGAAUGUGAGCAUGUGUAUGAAUGACAGAGUAAACUCAAUUUCUACUAAACAACGCUGAAAAGGCAUUUAACAUUUUGUUUUACAAAUUAUACACCUACAGUUUGUUUCAUAGUCCAUGAAAAUAGAUGAGGCAUCUCUGCCAAUUUUCAUGAUCUCUUUAGCAUAACUGAUGUAGUCAUGAAGAAGCCCCAUCAGCACAGCAUGUGACAUCAUCCUCAUCCAGGGCAGCGUCCUCCUUUAAAACCAGUCCUGCAUCAGCUUAGGGGAAAGGACAUUCUCUUCUUUGACCAGCGUUCAUCAGUCAACACCUGUUCUUCAUCAGUGGCCUAAAAAGAGAAACCCAUUUGAAAAAAGAAAACUUUUAAUAAAACAUUUUCAGAUAGAGGUGUAUUCACAUCAGUACGGAUAGGUAAAUAGUCUGUUUUAUAAUUUCAAUACUUUGUGUGGUUGUUUAAUGUCUCCGUCCACCACAGCGCUCGAGAAUGCUAUAAUGGAAGCACAAGUGUGAGGGCAUGUCAUAUUGUAUAAAUAAAUAUUGUUUUCAGAACAAGGAUAAUCCUAACAAGGAUAUAUAUCAUAUGCAAUAUAAUUAAUUUGUAAAUUGCAAUAAAAUAUGC
Carassius gibelio (silver crucian carp) is the source of this 1873-nucleotide messenger RNA. RefSeq names its product C-C motif chemokine 8-like. Gene Ontology annotation, molecular function: CCR chemokine receptor binding; chemokine activity. The record is from RefSeq and is a predicted model, not a curated record. The transcript has 4 exons. Gene Ontology annotation, biological process: G protein-coupled receptor signaling pathway; chemokine-mediated signaling pathway; lymphocyte chemotaxis. NCBI's taxonomy places the organism in Eukaryota, Metazoa, Chordata, Actinopteri, Cypriniformes, Cyprinidae. Bases 1 to 411 code for a protein of 136 amino acids. Gene Ontology annotation, cellular component: extracellular region.